AUGCCAAUGGAUUCUUUUCAACAACUCACUUCCGUUGACUGGCAACAACAAUCCUACCCUACCAUCCAUGAUUUCUUCGUUCUUCCUUUCUUCGCUCUCUUCUUCCCUUCCCUUCGCUUCCUUCUUGACAGGUUCAUUUUCCAGAAAAUGGCCAUACGAUUGAUUUUUGGAAAGAGACACGAGGUGCUUGACUUUCAGGCAGAUGAUAGGAGAAAGAAAAUUAGCAAGUUUAAGGAAUCAGCGUGGAAAUGCGUUUAUUUUCUAUCGGCAGAAAUUUUUGCUUUGUCUGUAACAUAUGAUGAACCUUGGUUUACUGAUACAAAAUAUUUUUGGAUCGGGCCAGGGAAUCAGAUAUGGCCAGAUCAAAAGAUUAAAUUGAAAUUGAAGGGGCUGUAUAUGUAUGGUGCUGGAUUUUAUUCAUACUCCAUACUUGCUUUAGUAUUCUGGGAAACAAGGCGCUCUGACUUUGGGAUUUCCAUGACACAUCAUGUUGCUUCUCUCACUCUUAUUGUCCUAUCCUACAUUUUUAGGUUUGUUCGAGUUGGAUCGGUUGUUUUAGCCCUUCAUGAUGCUACUGAUGUGUUUUUGGAGAUAGGGAAAAUGUCAAAAUACAGCAGCGCUGAAACAAUGGCUAGUUUUGCUUUUGUUCUUUUUGUUUGGUCUUUCACCAUACUACGUGUCAUUUACUUCCCAUUCUGGGUUCUUCGAAGUACAAGCUAUGAAGUUGUUAACACCUUGAAAUUGAAAGAGAAUUGGGUGGAUGGUUCAAUAUAUUAUUAUGUAUUCAAUACUCUUCUACUCUGCUUGCUUAUUCUUAACAUUUAUUGGUGGGUGCUAAUGCUUCGGAUGCUUGCUGGUCAAAUUCGAGCAAGAGGAAAAGUUAGUGAAGAUAUUCGAUCUGAUUCUGAGGAUGAAAAUGAACAUGAAGAUUGA
This is a messenger RNA of Lathyrus sativus (Indian pea), 933 nucleotides long. Lineage: Eukaryota; Viridiplantae; Streptophyta; Magnoliopsida; Fabales; Fabaceae. The record is from the annotation of a GenBank genome assembly.